UAGAGAAACUAAACUUAGUGUGUCUGUAUAACACGGCACUAUUAAGCUAUUUGGAUCCACUACUUCAAUCAUGAACCUCUCUGGAUUGUUUUCCCUUUUCUCAACAUUAUUGAUCACCCACUGUAAUACUUUGGUGAUCAGGCAGACUCCUUCUGAGAAUGUUUAUGAUGUAGAUCCUGGGGAUUUUCGAGAUGAUAUUCCAAAAAUAAAUUUAGAAUCCCAAAGGUUUCUGUUUCAAGGCGACAUUGCACAGAGUCGGGAACGGAAUGCUCUUAAAGAUCCAACAUCAAGAUGGAAAUUUCCUAUUCCAUACAUUCUGGCUGACAACCUUGAUCUAAAUGCCAAGGGUGAAAUCUUGCACUCAUUUGAGCAGUAUCGCUUAAAAUCCUGCAUUGAUUUCAAACCUUACGAAGGCGAAGAAACAUAUUUAAUUUUUCAAAAAUUGGAUGGGUGCUGGUCUUCUGUUGGUGACUUGCACAGUGGCCAAAAUGUAUCCAUUGGUGAACGAUGUGACUAUAAGGCUAUUGUUGAACAUGAACUCCUACAUGCGUUAGGAUUCUACCAUGAACAAUCAAGGACAGACCGGGAUGACUAUGUUAACAUUUGGUGGGAUGAAAUUAUUCCAGGUAUGGAGCAUAACUUUGUGGUGUAUGAUGAUAGUUACAUUACGGACCUGAAUACUCCAUAUGACUAUGAAUCUCUGAUGCAUUAUGCACCAUUCUCGUUCAACAAAAACGACAGUUCUCCUACUAUCACAGCAAAGAUACCAGCAUUUGAUGAAAUAAUUGGACAGCGAUUGGACUUCAGUGCUAUUGAUUUGCUAAGGCUAAAUCGCAUGUAUAACUGCAGUUCCACUCUCACACUGUUGGACCAAUGUUCCUUUGAGUUCAUUAAUAUCUGUGGCAUGAUUCAGGGUGAAAAUGAGGAUGCUGAUUGGGUUCAUAUGAAGAGCAAUCCUGGAAAUGAGGAUCAUACUGUAAACGGCAAAUGCAGAGAUUCUGGAUUCUUUAUGUACUUUGAUACGCAAACAGGACUGACUGAUCAAACUGCUGUUUUGGAAUCCCGAAUCCUUUACCCCAAGAGGACCGAGCAAUGCCUCCAGUUCUUCUAUAAAAUGACAGGGAGUCCAAAGGAUAAGCUUGUUAUAUGGAUGAAGUUGGAUGAUGGAACUGGAACUGUUCGAAAACUGGUUAAAAUUGAGACCUUUGAAGCCGAUGGCAGCCAUUCUUGGAACAUUGCCCAUGUGACGUUUCAUGCAAAGGCCAAGUUUCGAUAUCUCUUUCAAGGUAUAGUUGGUGAUCCCACAAAUUCUACAGGUGGAAUUUUCCUGGAUGACAUCAGUUUUACUGAGACCCGCUGCCCCAAAGGCGUCUGGCAAAUAAAGAACUUCUCUGCCAUUCUUCAAGACAAGAGACUUAACGCAACUUUAUUAAGUCCACGGUUUUACAGCAGUGAGGGUUAUUGCUAUGGCGUCAUCUUGCAUCCGCACUCACGUUAUGAAAACUAUACGGGGAUGUUUUUCCAUCUGUGCAGUGGUGAAAACGAUGGCAUCCUUGAGUGGCCAGCUGGGAACAGGCAAGCUGUUGUCACUAUUAUGGACCAAGAUCCUGAUGCCAAACUUAGAAUGUCAUCUAGUAGAAGUUUCACUACAAACGGAAGCUAUGUAACAACAGAUAGAAAUGACACUUUCUUCUGGGACAGGCCUCAGCUCACCGGAAAGUAUGAUCCUACUUGUGAUUGCUUUCGGAGCACUUCCUGGGGUUGGUCAGCUUUCAUAUCACACAAGCAACUUCAGCGUAGAAGCUUCUUAAAAAAUGAUGACCUCAUUAUUUUCGUUGAGUUUGAUGAUCUGACUCCACUCAUUAAGUCUGAAGUUCCAAUUCGCCCCCAAAGCUUUCAUGAAAGGCAUCGGCGAGCAGUGGAUUAUGCCGGAUACAUCCAAGAGCCUCAGAGACCCUUCCAAGAUUCCUGUGACCCUGGAUAUUGUCUAAAUGGUGGAGUGUGUGUUAUGACAAAAGGGAAAGCAAGUUGCAGAUGUGGCUCUACUCAAACACACAUGUACUUUGGUGACCGCUGUGAACAAGCACAGGUUCAUGGUUCUCUCUUUGGGGUAAUGAUUGGAGCCACUGCUGGUGUGAUAGCUCUGGCCAUCGCUAUUAUUAGCAUGAUUGCAAAAACACGCAAUUACUAGGAGAAAUCUGAUCAGAAACCUGUUUUUCCCAUGAGUCACGAAACUUUGAGAGAUUUUUAUAUCCUGUAGCAGCUGCCUUCAGGAGCAUAGCUUUGCAUGCGCAUAAUAAUUGUGUAAAGUUCAGACUGUGUUUAUGUCUAAUCACAUCAACCAUGAUUACUGGAAAUGAUUACCAGAUAUAUUCAUAAACAGAAUGACCAUUUUAAAGUUGCCACUUUUCCAGCCAGAGCCAAUCUCCAUCUAUCACUUGUGCAAACAGCUACUGUAUUCUUUGCAACGAGCAGUAAUGUAUUUGUGCUUUUUAAAUUAAAAUUUCAGUUUCCAUACCAUUUCUGCAUCUUAAGUCAUUCGAUUGCUCAAGGGUUGCUGCUCCACUAUUACUGCUGUUAGACUCUCAGACUUCCAUUUUGUCACUACACACCCUUAGGAUCCCAGCCAGCUUCCCCAUUAUUGCAUUGGUGGACACUGGCAACAGUGUGUGAGACGGUCAAUGUUUAGUGAAAUCAAAAUUCUCGGUCUGGAGAAAAAUGGACUUCCCUAAAUCAUUUUUUUGUUAAUGUCCUGAGAAGGGAAGACUUAAAAGAUAUUGUCAAAUAGUUGCAAAUGAUGAAACUUCUGGACAAGUUGAAUCCUAGCUGGCUCCUGUAUUAAAAAGAGAAUUUAAACCAAUGUGGCAGCAGUGGGCUAGUCAUAUUAUCACUGGCCUAUUGACCCAGAGACCUUGAUGCUGUUUUGGGGACCAUGGCUCAAAUCCUACCAUGGCUGCUGGUGGAAUUUGAAUUCAAUAGAUAUCUAGUAUUAGGAGUCCAAUGAUAACUGUGAAACCAUUGCCAAUGGUCAGGAAACACCCACGUGGUUCACAAAUGCGCUUUAGGGAAGGAAACUGCCAUUCUUACCUGGUCUGGUCUCCAUGUGGCUCCAGACCCACAGCAAUGUGGUUGACUCUGAACUGUCCUCUGGGCAAUUAGGGAUGGGCAAUAAAUGCUGCCUGGCCAGCAACACCCUCAUCCCGUGAAUGAAUACAAAAGAAGAGCGGAGAGAUUAUGUCUGAUUAAUGGAAGCUAAAUUGGUGGCCAUGAAGUAAAUUUUGACAAGAUAUAAGGAUGGCCAGAUAUCUGGUUUUGUACUGGACAGUUGGAUUUUUUUCUGAUCUGCCACUGAACACUGUUGGAUGACAUUAGAACAGUACUUUGGCCCAGAGUGUAUAUAUCACACUGAAACACCAGGAGAAGCCUGUGUUCUUUCAUUUCCCUGUCGUCAGUUGCCUGAUACAAUAGAGAUGCAGGAAAAGGUUUUAUUUGCAUGUUUCUACUGACCAGUUAUGAGGAACAGGAUUGCUAAUCCUGGCUCUGUGAGAGGCCUGCAGCUGCUACCAGCCCAGCUCAGAUUCCCCACUCCCAUGUUCAUCUCCUCCCUGCCCUCGGGAUCCAACUGUGGAUCAGUUAGGGAUCAGCUCUGAGUAGGCAACUUAGGCUUCUCAUUCCAAGUGAUUUUCCAAUUUCCUCCCCUUGUCGGUCACAUUUAUGAACUAAAGGCCACAGCAGGAAAAAUACAAUGCUAAGGCAUUCUUGUACCUGAAGUACAGGCAGAACCGAACACAGGCAAGGGAGCAAUUUCAGAAAUUUUUAGAGAGGAAUAAGGUAAAGCUCUGAUAGUAAAAGGGAUUCAGGGAUAUUAAAUGUGUGAGAAGGUUUGCUGAAAGCUAGGCCGAAUUCUAAUUCUUGAAGCCAUUGCAGUGUUGAUCGGCAAGUGAAAAAUCAGUCGCUGCAGGAUAUUGACUUAUAACCUGCACUAACUAUUCCAAAUGCUGCUGACCAUGUCUAGUGAGUGUCAAUGAACAAAUAGAGAUUGGUUGAGAGGUCAGCAGCAAAAUAGGAGUCAGAGAAAGAAAGGUGCCUGUGAUUUGCUGAGGGGUCCUUAACAGAUGGAUCAGUUUGGACCAGUGUGUUUACACAUGCAAUGUCAUCCAUUAUGAUUCCCGAAGCUUUCACCGAAUCAUCAGCUGUGAGAACGGUGACCAAAGCUCUUCAUCUUAUCUGCAAAUACAUAUAGUACACAAUGCUUUUUGUGGCAGAGGGCUCUGCAGAAUUAGUCAAUGUUUAAACACUUGAUCCCAAAUCAUUCUGUAUUUUAAAAGAUGUAGAAAUAAAAUGUGCUUGAACAGACUAGACAUAAAGAAGCCUACUAUGUUCACCCAGCUCCACACCUUGUUAUCUCAGAUGCCAGCAUCGGCUGUUCCUACUGUCUCUAGAAGUAAAACAUGCUUGUUUCAAAACAAUAUUAGUCAUUUGGUGCCUCAUUCCAGAUUGCAUUCAGUCAUCUAGGCCAGUGAGAUCUCAAUGAGUCUCAGUCAUAGAGAUGUACAGCGCAGAAGCAGACCUUUCGGCCCAACUUGUCCAUGCUGACCAGAUGUCCUAAAUUAAUCUAGUCCAUUUGCCAGCAUUUGGCCCAUAUCCCUCUAAACCCUUCCUAUUCAUAUACCCAUCCAGAUGCCUUUUAAAUGUUGCAAUUGUACCAGCCUCCACCACUUCCUGAAUUGGUUCAUUCUAUACAUACACCAUCCUCUGAGUGAGAAAGUUACCCCUUAGAUCCCUUAUAGAUCUUUCCCCUUGUGCCUUAAACCUAUGCCCGCUAGUUUUGGAUUCCAUUACGUUGGAGAAAAGAUCUUGGCUAUUCAGCCCAUUCAUGUCCCUCAGGAUCUGUAAGCUCAGUGCUUCUGAAUAUUGCUGAGCUCAUCUGGGGUAAAGUGUUAAAAAAAUGUACACAGCACCUUUUGGCAAGGAAGACUUUAUUUUUGACAAACAAUAUCCUGGGCCCCUCUAGAAUAAGUCUGAAUGCAUUUCCUCAGACUUCCUCCGUUGAAUGCCAAAACAAAUGAGGAAAGUUCCAGAAAUUUAGUCUUCAGUAGAUUAAUGAUGCAUCUGGGAAGUUUCACCAUCUCCCAUUUUCUCUUCCCACUAUGCCUUUAUGUUGCUAAAGACUAUUCUGGUGGUUUCCCCUGCAGCAAGACCACGAUGCACUGCCAAGGGACAUUGAAAGCAGCAGAACCAUUUCAAUGAUGAAACAUUUGGAAUCUGGGUGGGUACAGAGAAAAUCCUUCACCAGAAACAAAGUCAGGCCUAUAAUGAAGAUUGCAGCAAGGCAUACUCCCUCUGUAGCAGGCCCAGGCAAGAGGGGGAAUGAGAGACAGUUUCUCUAUGCUUCAUGCACAGACACAAAUUCCAGGAAAGGGAGUCAGGGUCAAACACCUCUGGGCUUCCUGUGGAUCCCACAUAUCUCUGGUGGGGCCGGGGCCGGUGGCAGGAGCUGCACUCUGUUCCUGAGCUGGUUGCCCCUCAUUUGAGAGAUCAGUGAACUGCUGCUGCUCCUGGCCUUCUUGGUCCACUGCCUUCACCUUCUUAGGAAGGCAAAUAUAGCCAACAGCAGCAGAACCCAGGAUUCCUGAUGGCAAUGACGUUUGUUGGGAAUGACCCAGUGGCUCAGUGCUGCCCCACAGUGCCAGGGAUCCAGGUUCGAUUCCACCCUCGGGCGACUGUCUGUGUGAAGUUUGCACAUUCUCCCUGUGUCUGCAUGGAUUCACUCCGGGAGCUCCAGUUUCUUCCCAUAGUCCAAAGAUGUGCAGUUUAGGUGGAUUGACCAUGCUAAAUUGCCCAUAGUGUUCAGGGAUGUGUAGAUAUGGUGGGUUAUGAGGGGUAUUGGUCUGGGUGGGUUGCUCUUAGGGUCAGUGUGGACUUGUUGGGCCGAAGGGCAUGUUUCCAAACUGUAGGGAUUCUAUGAUAAGAAGUGAAAGAGUUUCUUGACACUAUGAGCAGUCACUGGUGACAUACCCUUGAGAUAAUGGAUGAACACAAUUCUCUAACCUCUGAGACAUUCUGCAUCCUGAUCGUGAGGGCAAUGAUAUCAUUAAUCAACUGCCUCAGAAAUGUUAGGAUAUGCCUCUGGAGCAUCUGGGACUUGGAGCCAGGCCUUCUGGAUUAGACUGAAAGCCACAAAUGCUGGAGAUCACAAUGGGUCAAGCCUCGAGUGUCAUGGCAAUCUGUAACUCCCCGCCUGAAGUGCAGCCCAAGAGCUUAAAAAUGGGAUUAGGUUGGGUGGCUAUCUGUUCACUAGUGCAGACAUGAUGUGAUGAUUGGCCUCAUACUGUACAGUCAAUUUCUGUAACAUUAUGCUUUUACAUACUGCAUCAUUUCAAUAUCGUACGGUGCAAUUUCUUGCGAUUUUUCAAGAUGAGUAUAAUAUUGUAAAUGAUGCACUUUUCUGCCCCCAGCUCAACUUAACUAAUCCACUUGCACUUGGUGCCUCACAUAACUCAAUUUCAUUUGUUCCUUCUACACAGACAUACAGGAGGUGAAAUUGAAAAAAUGCCAGGAGUGUAGAACCAGCUAGUGUCUAGGGGAGCACUCAAAUUCAUGGGAAGAGAAAAGGCAAUGCUCAUGAGUUGAUUGAAGGGACAGUUUUAUUUGGCAUGUGGGAUGAACAUGUGAUGAUUUCUGUCUUGUAUUAAUUUGCAAAGGCUAUUAGUAAAGUAUUUACACUAUUGCAUUGCAUCUGGUGAUUGCAACAGGCACAGAACUCCAUUACUCUCAACCUUUUCUGAAUGUUUGCAUCAUCAAUGGAAGUAUUUGCAGGCUUGAACUGCAGCAGACCUAGGCAACAGCUCUAUUUUUCCAGGCCAUGAUUUAGCUAACGCUAUACUUGAUCAAGCAUUGGAAUUACUGUCUGAGGAUGCCAAAGGUAUGUUGCACCCUUGGUAGGCUGCAUAGAUUCUUUCCUAAGCUCUUGAGCCCUGUAUUAACCAUCAACCUAAGGUCAGAACAGAACGUUGGUCCCCCAGAUGUCAUAUUUCUGGAGUCUUGUUCCUUCAAAUCAAACUG
Molecule: messenger RNA, 7065 nt
Organism: Stegostoma tigrinum
Lineage: Eukaryota; Metazoa; Chordata; Chondrichthyes; Orectolobiformes; Stegostomatidae
Product: meprin A subunit alpha-like
Exons: 14
Coding region: 71-2191 (706 amino acids)
Biological process (GO): proteolysis
Cellular component (GO): membrane
Molecular function (GO): metalloendopeptidase activity; protein binding; zinc ion binding
Source: RefSeq, a predicted model, not a curated record